Messenger RNA from Orycteropus afer afer, 1113 nucleotides. The record is from RefSeq and is a predicted model, not a curated record. Lineage: Eukaryota; Metazoa; Chordata; Mammalia; Tubulidentata; Orycteropodidae.
AUGGGGUCAGGCGCAUCCGGCAGGCUCCGCCACACGGACAGCACCGCCCCCUCCCCACGGCACUCUCCUGUCAAACCUGAAGGGCGUCAGCCAGGCCAGCGAAGGCAAGCCCCGGCCGGCACACUCAAGGCUCUGCCAGCUGCUCGGAGAAAACGUCAGAUGACCGCGCAGCAGGUCGGCGCAGAGUUCCGGGGCCGCCACGCCCGCCAUGCCGGCCAGCAGCUUCCAAGCUCACCGCGGGGGCAGGCGGAGGGGGCGGCUCAGCAGAUGGGCUCGUCUGGCCGCACUGGAGGGCCCACGGGAUUGGAGGACACACUUGAGCUAAACAGCCAAGACAGGAAUAAAACAGCUGCUUUGUCCACCAUAAAGCUGGAUGGAGUACGACGGGAGCGAAGGUCCACACCCGAGGAACCGCUAAGACCGGGCUCUAAGCCUGGGGCCUGGGCGAAGGCCAAGCCUCAGUGUUUCCAUCUGUGGAUGGGCAUGGGGAAAGGCGGUCCAGGCAGCGGGGAGGAGCUGGCCCGCCAAGAUGUCCCUCCUCCAGCCCAGGGCCUGGGCCCACUGCCACUCUCCGGGAGCCACGCUGAGGCCGGCGACAAGGGUCUCCCAGCUCCCGAGCGCAGCCGGCUGGAGCCAGCGCCCAGCCCCUUCCCGCCGGGAAGCGUGACUCAGCGGUUCUCGCCGCGGGCGCGAGGCCUCGCUCGCAUCCUCCGCCCCGGUGGACACCCGCCUCCUCCCCGGGCGCUGCCUGGCCACCAAUGCCACCGGCCCCGCGCGCUCCCGGCCCCGCGCGUCCGCAUUUCCCGCGGCGCCAGCGACGCGCCGCCCGGGGACUCAGAGCCCCCCGCCCACCGGGGCCCCUUGGCCGCGCGGCCAGCAGCCCCUCGGGAGGAGGCUGAGGACGAGGGUCCCCGCCACAGCACGCUGACUCCCCGCGCCUGCAUCCUGGGUCGGCUGGGAGCUGUCCCCACUGUCCCCUGGGCAAGGUCAGCGCGGAGCGACCCCUGCAAGUUGCCAGCCUAUACCGAGGGCACCGAGCCCAGGGCCGCCACCAACUCGAGGGAGCUGGGAGGGCCCGAUUGGGUGACAUGUCCCGCUUUGGGGGAAUCCUGA